GUGGACCAGAGAAGCAAGGAGCGUUUUGUGUGCUCUCUGCGACGGAUUAUUAUUAUUACUGUUGAUAUGUAUUUAUAUAUUUUUUUAUUUGAAAAGAAAGAAACUUUACGGCGCAUUGUUUUUAACUCGUAACGGAUUAUUCCUGCUGCACACACCUUUGUGGAUGGAUAUAAAUAGGAUAAGCGGUGUGCGCCAGCGCGACCAGACCGGGAUUUAGUCUAGUGUGUGUGAGAAAGAAAUGGUGUGUGAUUAUUACUACCGCUGCUAGAUUGUGUGUGUUGCCUUGGUUACGAGCCGCGGGGAAAUUUUCGAAGACCGGCGUAUGUGCACCGGAAGGAAGCCCGUCUCCUGAGCCACGCGCUGCGCUUGUUUUUUCCGUCUUGUUAUUUAAGGUCAGGAGCGUGAGGGUUUAGCAGUGACGCUCGCGCCGCGGCCUAACGCCGGAAUCAAUGCCGGGAAGUCGUUGUCCUCCUCAGGCAGCCUAGCGAAGGUCCAGAAAGUAGCAAGCUGGCUUUUGGAAAUGAACCAGGACCUGCUGGUUCCCGAACCCGCGCCGGAGCCGGAGCCUGAACCCGGACACAUGGACCGCGAGCGAGAACCUCAGCACCGGAGGCGGGAGCGAGGCGAGGAGGAUGAUGAGGAGGAGGAGGAGGACGAAGAGGAGGAGGAGGAGGAGCCGGAGCGAUCCGGACAGCCAGAAGAGGCGGAGGAGGAGGAGGAACCCUGGCCUUCGGGACGAGAGUCGGCGAGCCGGAACGAGGGAGCGGAGGACGGCAGGAGAGGGGAAGUGAACGGAGAAGAGAAAGCCGCCCAGUGGCGGUGGGAGGAGGAGCAGAGGCGGCGGAGGCGGAGACGGAGGAACGGCGAGGAGGAGGAGGACGAGGAGGAGAACAACAAUCAGGGUGAGGAGGGGGCGGGAGAGGGACGGGUACGGACGGGGCCGCGCUCCGAGGAGGACGAGGAGGACGGAGAGAGGGAGGAGGAGGAGGAGGAAAUGGACCAGGAGAGCGACGAGUUCGAGGCGUCCGAGGACAGCGCCAGAGAGGAGGACGAGGAAGCCGAGGAGGAGGAGGAGGAGGAAGGGGCAGGAGAGACGGGACUCCACUCGUCCCCGGUUAAAACCGGAGCGCCGGAACCGAACGACAACGCAGACGUCCCGCCAGGACGACAGAACCAAAGCUCGUCUUCGUCUCAGCACACACAUCCUCAGAUGAAGAGGAAGUUGGAUCAUGGACCAGAAGUCAGACCGUUCCCUUCAGGCAAAAAGCCCUGUCCGAGUCCGACGGGUCUGGUCCCGUAUCCAUCCACUCCCACUACGUUCGGCGACUUGAGGGCUGCUAACGGACAGGGACAGCAGAGACGCCGCAUCACCUCCAUCCAGCCUCCGACGGGCUUACAGGAAUGGCUCCGUACCUUCCAGAGUUGGAGUGGGCCGGAGAAGCUCUUGGCGCUGGAUGAGUUGAUAGACAGCUGUGAGCCGACGCAAGUGAAGCACAUGAUGCAGGUGAUCGAGCCGCAGUUCCAGAGAGACUUCAUCUCCCUACUGCCCAAAGAGUUGGCUCUGUAUGUUCUGUCCUUCUUGGAGCCGAAGGAUUUGCUCCAGGCCGCUCAGACGUGUCGAUACUGGCGCAUCCUGGCGGAGGACAACCUGCUCUGGAGGGAGAAAUGCAGAGAAGAAGGUAUCGACGAGCCGUUACACAUCAAGAGGAGGAAGGUGGUGAAGCCCGGGUUCAGUCACAGCCCGUGGAAGAGCGCCUACAUCAGACAACACCGCAUCGACACCAACUGGAGGAGAGGAGAGAUCAAAUCACCUAAGGUGCUGAAAGGACAUGAUGAUCACGUCAUCACGUGUCUACAGUUUUGUGGAAAUCGUAUCGUUAGCGGAUCAGACGACAACACGCUCAAAGUCUGGUCUGCAGUCACGGGAAAGUGUUUGCGGACGCUAGUCGGACACACGGGUGGCGUCUGGUCGUCUCAGAUGAGAGACAACAUCAUCAUCAGCGGGUCGACGGACCGGACCCUGAAAGUGUGGAACGCGGAGACGGGCGAGUGUAUUCACACGCUGUACGGACACACCUCCACCGUGCGCUGCAUGCACCUCCAUGAAAAAAGGGUGGUGAGCGGCUCCCGGGACGCGACGCUGCGCGUGUGGGACAUCGACUCGGGCCAGUGUCUGCACGUGCUGAUGGGUCACGUGGCGGCGGUGCGCUGCGUGCAGUACGACGGGCGGCGCGUGGUCAGCGGCGCCUACGACUUCAUGGUCAAAGUGUGGGACCCUGAAACCGAGACGUGCUUACACACACUGCAGGGACACACCAACCGCGUCUACUCACUACAGUUCGACGGCGUGCACGUGGUCAGCGGGUCGUUAGACACGUCCAUCCGCGUGUGGGACGUCGAGACGGGGAACUGCAUACACACUCUGACGGGACACCAGUCCCUCACCAGCGGCAUGGAGCUCAAAGACAACAUCCUGGUGUCGGGGAACGCCGACUCGACCGUCAAAAUCUGGGACAUAAAGACGGGACAGUGUCUCCAGACGCUGCAAGGUCCUCACAAGCACCAGAGCGCCGUCACGUGCCUGCAGUUCAACAAGAACUUUGUGAUCACGAGCUCGGACGACGGCACGGUGAAGCUCUGGGACCUGCGCUCGGGCGAUUUCAUCCGCAACCUGGUGAGCCUGGAGAGCGGCGGCAGCGGCGGCGUCGUCUGGAGGAUCCGCGCCUCCAACGUCAAGCUGGUGUGCGCCGUCGGCAGCAGGAACGGCACAGAGGAGACCAAACUGCUCGUGCUCGACUUCGACGUCGAACUCAAGUGAAACUGGACACGAAAGCGAAGAGCGGAGGAGGAGGAAGAGGAGGAGGGCGGGGCGGUAAAAAAAUGUAAAAGAGAAGAAAAAAAAGCUGGGAGGCCGGAUCAGGCCUCCUCGCGCAGCUCCGCCACCGGACCCACCACUGCUCAUUUGUUCCUGCCAUGAAUUCGCCCCCUUAAGUGACCGCUGCUGCGAUUUUUAUUUUAUUUUAUUUUUUUGAAAGGGGAAGGGAAGGGGUGUCCUUUAAAAAAAAAAGGAAAAAAAAAAGGGGGGGCGGGACAUAACCGAUAGCGGGAACAGGAAGCGUGCCUCCUCGCGCAGCUCCGAGACCAUCACCUCCUCCAUCGUUAAGAUAGAAGGGGCGGGGCCUCUGCUCUGCUCUGCCUCUGCAUUGUCCGGAAGGAAAAAAAAAGCCCUUCCUCAUGCAGCUCCAUGACUGGCAUGUCAGGCUAGGGUCCUGUGCAGCAAAGCAUUCUGGGAAGGAAUGGGACUACUUGUGUUUUUUUUUUUGUUUUUGUUUUUUUGUUUUUUUGUCUGUCCUCGUCACUCCUGUUCUCACAGCCUUUUCUCGCUCAGAGACUCUCCGAUCGAAAGCCUGCACGCCCCAGACAGCAUUAUCUUUCUUUCAUAAAUUUUUUUGUUGGUUUAUUUUUAAUUUGAUUAUUAUUAUAUAUUUUUUUUUUAGAAAACCGAUACGAACAAGUCGACACUGUAUGCAUGACGUGAGAGCGAGGGAGCCGAGGUGACACGUGUGAUGAAUGCACGCAGGUUUAGAGUUUUUAACAGGAUUUGAGAUUUAAAUGAGAGAAACACACACACACACACACACACACACAAAGGAAGCCUCAAUACACGAGAGAGAGAGAGCUUGCAUUUCUCCGGCUUGUUCUUUCUCCUUAUUGUAUCUCCCUGCCCCCCACACACACACACACACACACACACACACAUUUUAGUGUUCAAUGCACAACUGUGAAUUUACGUGUCAUUCGUUAUCCCUCUAACCCCACCAACCUCCCUCCACCACAUACACACACACACACACACACACCAGCCUUCGGUGUUCUUGUUGCGUUUCAGUUCCUCUUCACCGUUACCUCUAUGAUGAGUCUCAGUAUUAAUUUAAAGGCGGUCUAUCAUAAAAAAAAAAAAAAAACAACUGUUAAAUUAAAUGAAAGAUCAGUGCACGAUGUUCCUCUGACGUUCCCGAGUGCGUAGUCGUAAUCGAGGCGUGGCUAAUGAAUGCGCCGCCAGGUUAGCCUCGUGCAAGCUGCAUGUCUAACUCAUCACAUUUGCCUCAAAAGACAUCGAUGGCACGGCGCUAAACCGGACGUCACACGCCGCUCUCGAUUUGUUUCCGACGCCGAGGGAGGAACAUGGUGGACUUGCUGAGUUUUUUUUUUUUUUUUCUUGUUAGACCCGAGUCUUUAAGUGCUGUUCCAGAUCCUCAGUGCGGUUUCGUUUCUGUCGUCGCUGUUCUCUUCCUCGUGUUGGCUCAGUACCGUUGCUUCAUGGGAGAUUAAAAAUUUUCGUUUUUUUUUUUUUUAACAUUUAAGCCCUUUCUUAAACCCCGCCCCUUCCUGUUCCUGUUCUCCCAGUGGCCAAACUGAACUUAAUGCUGCUAGUCACUCAUGCGGGACUUGUUUUUUUUUUUUUUUUUUGUUUGUAUUUGGUUUGUUUUAUUCCUCCACUGGCUGUGACGUUUUAGUCCCAGACUAAAUCCUAAAAAAAAAAAUGAAUAAUAAAAAAAUCUACAAAAGACACACACAAGACAUGAAAUCUGAUUUUUUCUUUAUUUUUAUUUUUAUUUUUUUUUGCCACUGAAACUUGAGCCAAAUGUGCCUCUACGAGGCUGAAAGAAUGAGCGAGGAUCCGAUGAUCACGGACAGUUACGCUGAGUGUGUGUGCCGCGUGUCUGUGCGUGUGUGUUUGAGCAUCGUUCACACAUUCCUUGGGACGGAAGUUCUGUUGGGGACGUGUUGGAUGGAUUUAUUAUUUUUUAUUAUUAUUAUUUUUUGGAACAGCAGACCGGACCGGCGGAAAGAUAGACGGACUCGCUCGUCGCUCUUUCCGAAGAGGGGACAAAACAAAAAAAAAGCGUCAACGUAGCCAAACCUGUUCGUCUCAUUCUCCGAGUCACACACUCACGCUGAACUGUGAAACUGGUUUAACACUGUAUAUUACGAUUUAAAAACAAACAUCAAACAAAAGAAAAAAAAAAGAAAAGUUCUUUCUCCAGUUUUUAGUUUUUAUUUAUAGUCUGGUUCAUGAAAAUCAGAUGAUGGAGGGUUUUUUUUCCCUUUUUUUUUUUUCUUUUUUGAUUUUUUUUCCAGUCCAAACUGCCUGAUGUAACAGACAGAUUAAAAAAAUACAGCAAACCUUAAAGGGAUUGUCUAUUAGAAUUUUUUAUUUUCUUAUAACUUAAGUGCAAUAAAAUGUGGGGUUGUUGUUAUUGUUUUGUUUUUUUUUUCUCUUUUUUUUGUUUCAUUUCAAGCUUCUUUUUUGUCACUGUGUGAAAGUGUCAUAUGUGCCCAAUAAAGCUUCUACGGUUUAUUGUA
Molecule: messenger RNA, 5367 nt
Organism: Clarias gariepinus (North African catfish)
Lineage: Eukaryota; Metazoa; Chordata; Actinopteri; Siluriformes; Clariidae
Gene: fbxw7
Product: F-box and WD repeat domain containing 7
Exons: 13
Coding region: 521-2818 (765 amino acids)
Biological process (GO): proteasome-mediated ubiquitin-dependent protein catabolic process; ubiquitin recycling
Cellular component (GO): cytoplasm; nucleus
Molecular function (GO): ubiquitin binding
Source: RefSeq, a predicted model, not a curated record